Messenger RNA from Anguilla rostrata (American eel), 4765 nucleotides. Its product is annotated as cAMP-dependent protein kinase catalytic subunit alpha. The record is from RefSeq and is a predicted model, not a curated record. NCBI's taxonomy places the organism in Eukaryota, Metazoa, Chordata, Actinopteri, Anguilliformes, Anguillidae. The coding region runs from base 608 to 1663 and encodes 351 amino acids. Gene Ontology annotation, biological process: protein phosphorylation. Gene Ontology annotation, molecular function: protein kinase A regulatory subunit binding; protein serine/threonine kinase activity; ATP binding. Gene Ontology annotation, cellular component: nucleus. The transcript has 10 exons.
CAAUGGUGUAAGUGCAAGGGUGGGACCCCUGCAGUCGGAGUUCCGUCUGCCUCAUACUGAGGAUUAAGGGGGGUCUGUUGAUUUGGGCUAAUUCUAAUCGGUGCCGGAUUUGUGAAUGUUUUCGGAACUUGUUCUGGGAAGGGAAAGGGGUGUAUGACCCAGCUGGAGCUGUGGGCACUCGAAACAGUCUGAACAGGAUUCUUGUGAUCCAACAAAACGGAGAGCCGGGGGGCCUCCGCGGGGGCUGCGAGGAAGGACAGGAGUGGAGACAGGAGAUCCGAAUCGGGAUCGACAAUAUCGGACUCGGCCCGGGGGAGCAGGGGAACUGCUCGAGAAGCCAGGGGAGAUUGCUAAUGCACCCGCUGCUUACAUCGCGGAUUAUUCUUGUCUUUUCACAUCGACGAAAGGAAAAAAUCGGAAGGCUAUAAGGGAAUACAUCUAUUUCCAGACGUGGAGCUAGCUGGCCGGCUAGCUACCAAAGAACCAACUGAAAAAAACACAUCCAUUGAGCCGAACAAGUCCUGCAAGGUUCGUGAAGUGUACGCUGCAAGAGGGAGAACUUGUGUGUAGGAUCGCCCUUCGAUAACUAGCCACCUGGCCUGCAGACAUGGGCAACGCGCCCACCGCCAAGAAGGGCAGCGACAUGGAAAGCGUGAAGGAGUUUCUUGCAAAAGCCAAAGAAGAUUUCCUGAAGAAAUGGGAAAUCCCUGCACAGAACACUGCGUCUCUGGACCAGUUUGAGCGGUUAAAGACUCUCGGUACCGGCUCCUUCGGCCGGGUCAUGCUGGUCAAGCACAAAGAGUCGGGUCAGCACUACGCCAUGAAGAUCCUCGACAAACAGAAGGUGGUGAAGCUGAAGCAGAUUGAACACACACUGAAUGAGAAGCGAAUCCUGCAGGCAGUCAGCUUCCCUUUUCUUGUCCGAGUGGAGUACUCCUUUAAGGACAACACCAACCUGUACAUGGUGAUGGAGUACGUGCCUGGAGGAGAGAUGUUCUCUCACCUGAGGAGAAUCGGUAGAUUCAGUGAGCCCCACGCUCGCUUCUAUGCUGCCCAAAUUGUGCUGACCUUUGAGUACCUACAUUAUCUGGACCUCAUCUACCGGGACCUGAAGCCAGAAAACCUGCUCAUUGACCAGCAGGGCUACAUACAGGUAACAGAUUUUGGAUUUGCCAAGCGGGUGAAGGGCAGGACCUGGACGCUCUGUGGCACUCCGGAAUAUCUGGCCCCGGAGAUCAUCCUCAGCAAGGGUUAUAAUAAGGCGGUGGACUGGUGGGCUUUGGGGGUACUGAUUUACGAGAUGGCAGCGGGGUACCCACCUUUCUUUGCUGACCAGCCCAUCCAGAUCUACGAGAAGAUAGUUUCGGGGAAGGUGCGAUUCCCCUCCCACUUCAGCUCGGACCUGAAGGACCUCCUGAGGAACCUGCUGCAGGUGGACCUGACCAAGCGAUUCGGCAACCUGAAGAACGGCGUCAAUGACAUCAAGGGUCACAAGUGGUUCGCCACCACGGACUGGAUCGCCAUCUACCAGAGGAAGGUGGAGGCCCCCUUCAUCCCCAAGUGCAAAGGCCCGGGGGACACCAGCAAUUUUGACGACUACGAGGAAGAGGAAAUCCGGGUCUCCUUCACGGAAAAGUGCGGAAAGGAGUUUGCCGAGUUCUAGACCCACCCGCGGAGCUGCUGGGGGUGGGCGAGACGGACGGACAGGAGGAGGGAGAGAGAGAUGAUGUGGAGGGGGUGUGGGGGUGAAGCUGAGGCACUCUUUCCUAUCUGAUAACAGAACCACCAGCCUGAGACAGACUGAGGGGAAGGGGGCGGGGGGUGGCAGCAGUAUUGCCUUUUCAGUGUUUUUUUUUUGUUUUUCUCUCUAAUUUAUUUUUCUCAUUCCUUUAUCUCCUGAGUGAAAUGUCCUCAACUAGCGAACAACAUGGGUACAAACUCACAUGUUUCCUAUGCCGUGAUGUGACGCAGAAUGAUGACAUCAUGCUGGUUGGGAGUUCAGGUUCUCUUUGUCCGCAACACAAAUUGCCGAGUUGUUGAGUCUUAAUCAAAUGAAAGAGACUGAAGGCUUGCUUUCCAGGGAUAAAAGAUUUUUAUGUUGUUCUUAUACAUGGCAAAUUUUUUGCCCCCUGCCCCCACCAUGUUUUCUUCCAGCCGUACUGAUCACCCCCCCCCCCACCACCUUGCAUAUACUACUUAAUUUAAUUUUUGAAAGGGGGGGGGGCUGGGGGGGUUGGCGGUGACAUGUUCAUCCAUUGUCUCACUUCCAGCUCACAGAUAUAUCGGUUAGCUUUCAUCGCAAGUCGUCUUAAAAAGAUAUGUGUACAGAUAGCAUCUGUAAGUCACGCCAUUGUCUAUCCUAUAAUCUCAGCUGUGAGUUUAAAGGGAGAAAUAUAGUGGGCCAGAUAAGGAAAUGUCCGCACCAGACAAUCUGAAGAUGGUGACGAUACGAGUAAGGUGGACUGAUGUCAGUGCUUUUAAAUUGUGUGAGGAAAAUAUUAAGCCUUUAUAAAAGAGUAACACUUUGAAAUUCAGCACUGAAAUUCUGUCCCCUGGGUGUGACAUCUGAGUUCACCUGCUUUUUUUUUCUACCUGAAAAGUCUGGGGUUUUUCCCUUUUUACACCCUUACACUUAGCGUUUUCAAAAUUCACUAUACUCAGAUUUCCAGUAUCGUGAAAUUGAGAAUGUCAGAAUGUUUUUUUUUUUUUUUCCCCAUUUGAAAUUUUAUUGUAAAAAUGCUAUUGGGAAUCUCAGUGAGGAAGAAAGGAUGAAGCAUAAUUGGAUUAACUUUGGUGGGGGUGGGGUCGGGGAGCACGGAGGGAUGUUGAGCGAGUUUAUGGAUCUAUAGCUGAGCACACUCAAUUGGGCCAGCCUUUCAAGGUUCACAAUUGGCCAAAAUUAUUCACAAUCAAAAAUUUUCCACUUGGGUUGACCAUACUUUUCCAGCAAUGGAGACGAAUAAUGAUAAAGAAUAAUUCAGUAAAAAAAAAAAACCUCUUCUACUUGUCCUCACACAACCUUUCCCCACCAAGCCAACUUUUGAACAGUGUCUCUUACUGACAUUUAUAAUGGUAACUUCAAUGAUAUACCAGUCAAAAUGGAUUUGAAGGUUGGGGGUGACUAGCUUAUUUGAAUAACCAAGGAUUUUCAAUAAAGAAUUUUUGUUUUGUUUCUGUUGUUCUGGGGGGCUUUCUGGUCCCUGCUGCUUCUCAGUUACCCAUGAUGCAAUGCUCUGUAUACCACUGAAGAGUUUUUUUUUUUGUGUGAUUAAUUUAUUUAACCAAGCACUAAUACCAUUGUUUUUGUCAUGUAAGCUUGAGUGUAGUUUUACUUUCAGUUGUUGUAUGUUUUGUUUUUGUUUUUAAACUGGAUGUUGAUAAGUAAACCUGGAGACAGGUUAAAAGUGGAUCUUUCAAAGACAAUACCCGGAGGUAUCCAAGAUUAAUUAGAUACUGUGUUGAAUAUUUAGCUGCAAUUGAGUCUGAAAUCCACCUUGGUCAGUGUCGUGAACUGGGUAACAUUUCAGAGUUUGUUGUUGGAAGAUAAAUUAUGAACUAAUGUUGAGAGAACUCAUUUAAUAUAUAUAUAUAUAUAUAUAUUUUUUUUUUUUUUGACGAAUAUGGUCAUGAAUGCAGCGUUAUUCAGACAAGAGCUAAGCAGACCUUUGACUGAAUGAUUCCAACUCUACCCCCCAACAUCCCACCCCAAACACCGCAGUUGUGAAUUGCCGUUUAUCUGGGUUCAAUGGGAAGACUCAGGCCAGAACAUCCUCCUAAUAGGGCACACUUCAAACCAGUGCCAUAUCUUUACAACACAACCUGAACCUAUGCAAGUGGGCCAUUUACACUAUUCAUCAACAAGGCUGAUACCUCCUCGUUUUGGAGCGUGUGCGCCAUCUUGUUUCAGACUAAAUAUUUGUGCUCGGGGUGACGAUGCUGAGGGGGAAGACCAUCGCCGGAACGUGUGGUCUAGAUGCUGUAGGAUUAUUUUGUUGCUAUUUAGUGUGGUAACUAUUUUAACUGUCCGCCUCUCGGGCCAACUGUAACGUAUAGCAUCCUGGUCCCUCUUUACCAUGUGUCACCUAAAUGAUUGUACUGCUGGAUUGAGAUUUAGAGGUAAACUCUUUUGCCUUUUUAAAAUAAAAAUAAAUUUUUUUUUUUUUUUGGUCUUCGUGUGGGGUGUGUGGAAAAGCCCCUUCGAUUAAUCUAAGAGAGGAGACUCAAAUUCCUGCUUGGGGUGGAGAGGCAAGCUAGCUUUUCAAGUCAGAAGAGCCAAACAAAUGUACUCUUUCGCCAUUCUGUACUGAUACAGAUCAUUAUCAAAAAUAAUAAUUUAUUUUCAAUUUGUUCUCGUAAGACCCCGUGUCUCAUUUUGCCCAGUUGUUCAUUGCUUGAUCACAAUCUUCUCUGUGGGAUAAUCACCCCGGUUCCCCUAUAUCCCCCUUAUAAAGUACCAUUUUACUUUCUAAAAGAAUCAGGAAUGAUUUCAUUUGUUAUUUUACUUUUUCAUAUUUUCUAACUGUAUUUUCAAUAACAUGAAUCUGUUUCCUCCCAUGCUGGUGCAGUGGUGGUGUAGUUUCUUACCUUUUGGGGAAAUUAUAUUGUACAUCUCUGCCUUUGACAGUCUUAACUUGUUUUACCCUUUUCCUUAUUAUUGGGCGCUGACCUUUAGGACACAACGAGUGUUAAAAAGAAAAUACAAAAAGUGUAAUAUUUUGCAACAUAAGUAUCAUUCCAAUAAAGUUUUACUUGUUUAAAAUUCAAA